UAACGGUACAUCAAUACUGAAAAAAUACAUCGAUAAAAUGGCAUUUAUUAUAAAGCCCAUGCAAAAUAAAUAAAUUAAAAGGAAUUUUUGCUUGGUUUUAUAGUCUUUUAUUUAGAUAAUUCAUUUUAAUUAUUUGUCUAACCAUUAACAACAUUAUUUAAUUUAUGCUUUGCUAUUGUGUUAGAUUGAUAGCCACAUGAAAUAACGGUACAUUACAGAAAAAGCCUUCUAAACAGUUUAAACCAGAUGUCAUAAAAGCCCUUCUCUAUUUGUUGAAAAAUAAAUAAAACAUUUAACUUUAGAAUGUAACUGGAUAGUCAUUUGACAUUAGAUCUUUUAAAAUUACUGGAAUUUAAUAACCGUAUGCACAGAUCUUUGGUUUAGACUAUAUAAAGAUCUACCAUCAUUCCAUUAAAAUACCACAGUAGUAAAAACUGUGGUGACAUGGUAUUUGCCACAAGUGUAAUUUAAAAAAGUUUAGUUAGUUUAGUAGUAAACUAAACUCACACAAGUUUAGUUUAAUUGUCAGAAACAAAAAGAUCUUAAAGUGUAUUGCAGUGUUUGAAGCAGAUAUGAUUGUACAGUAUAGUAGGAAGAAACUAUGGUUACCAUAACCUUUCCUUAUAUACAUUUCACAACCUCCUUUUUUAUUUACAUUAUGUGUGCCUAUGAACAGAGUUCUGUGAAAGAUAAAGAAUACGAGUGUGUGGAGCUUGGUGAUCUGGGCAUAAAAAAGCAGAUCCCACGGCGGAUUAUUCAUUUCUCCAGCGGCGAGACCAUGGAAGAAUACAGCACAGAUGAUGAGGAGGAAGACAAAAAAGAGAACACACAGAAAGGCCUUUUGUCUUCCACAGACACUUCCAAGCUCACUUGGGGUCCAUAUGUGUGGUUUCAGAUGUGGAGAGCAGCUACAUCCACUUUAUCUGCUUGUGACUACCUUGGUGAGCGGUUAGCAUCACUAUUAGGCAUCACCUCUGCAAAGUACCAGUAUGCUAUUGAUGAGUACAGCAGGUCUAAGGGGGAGGAGGAGGGAGAGGAAGAUACUUAUCUGUCUGAAGAAACAGAGCACCUGUUUGAAGAGCAGCAAAAUGAAGAAGAUCUGAAGACCAACCAGCCAGAGACCAAGAGCACUAAAACAAAUGUUGAGCUGACCAAUGAGUUGGACCAUCACACUUCCUUAGUACCCAACAGAGUUCACAUACCUGCUCUUGUUACAAGCACCUAAGUACAUGUUAUCUGUAUUUCAUUUGGAGUUUAAAGUUACCUAUCCUUUAAUGCACUUACUACAGUGAGUUAAACAGGCUUUUAAUACAUUUUGUAUGUGUAAAUUAACUUGUGGAUUCUGAUGCCUUAAUACACUGAUCAUGUAUCAGUGAAAUUAUUUAUACUGAUCAUGGUGCUAAUGUGGAGAUGAACAAAUUCUACAGCCAUAGAUCCAAAUGAAGUUUAGAAAUAUAGAAAUGCCACAACACUGAAUGGUUUACCUAAAACAUUUAUAUCGCAAUUGUGUUUUUAACUUUAUUCACUAUUUUGUAUUAUUAUAUUUAUUAAGAGCAUUUGAUGCAUAAACCUGUCAAUCUGCACCACCUGCCUAAAUCAGACUGUAAACGCAUAAUAUGUGAAUUUUAAUUGAAUGGAUUGUGAUACUACAAUACAUCAGUGUUUACCUGGAUGAA
This is a messenger RNA of Triplophysa rosa, 1676 nucleotides long. RefSeq lists its product as uncharacterized. The record is from RefSeq and is a predicted model, not a curated record. Bases 602 to 1225 code for a protein of 207 amino acids. NCBI's taxonomy places the organism in Eukaryota, Metazoa, Chordata, Actinopteri, Cypriniformes, Nemacheilidae. The transcript is spliced from 4 exons.